AUGAAGUUCCUCAAGGUCGGCCGAGUCGCCAUCAUCACCCGCGGCCGAUAUGCCGGCAAGAAGGUUGUGAUCAUCCAGCCUGUCGACAAUGGCAACAAGCCUCACCCGUUCGGCCACGCCGUCGUCGCCGGCAUCGAGCGCUACCCCUCCAAGAUCACCCGCCGCAUGUCCAAGACGCGCCAGGAGAAGCGCUCCAAGAUCAAGCCCUUCAUCAAGGUCAUCAACUACAACCACCUGAUGCCCACCCGGUACACGCUCGAGCUCGAGGGCCUCAAGGGCACCAUCUCUGGCGAGACCUUCAAGGAGGUCAGCCAGCGGGAGGACGCGAAGAAGACGGUCAAGAAGGUGCUGGAGGAGCGCUACACGAGCGGCAAGAACCGUUGGUUCUUCACCCCCCUGAAAUUUUAA
Messenger RNA from Purpureocillium lilacinum, 408 nucleotides. Its product is annotated as 60S ribosomal protein eL27. NCBI's taxonomy places the organism in Eukaryota, Fungi, Ascomycota, Sordariomycetes, Hypocreales, Ophiocordycipitaceae. Gene Ontology annotation, molecular function: structural constituent of ribosome. The record is from RefSeq and is a predicted model, not a curated record. Gene Ontology annotation, cellular component: cytosolic large ribosomal subunit; ribosome. Gene Ontology annotation, biological process: translation.